AUGGACAUGGAAAAGGGCACCGUCGUUGACCGCGAGGGAGAGAGGCCAGAGGGGGUGAAUCGACAAGUGAAGGAUGCCGAGUCGGCCAACGCUGAAGCCGUCGCCGCCGGCGCGAGGCAGGUCGCCGGACUCAACGGAAAUGCGCUUCCUCUGGACCCCAACCAGCUCCUCUCUGUCUUGGAUCUGCUCAGCGGACAGCCACAGCCUCAAGCAACACCCGUGCCAGCACCGAUUGUGUCUACCGGGAGUGUGCCGCCGAAUAACAACGCCAAUGUGCCGACCGUCACCAUCUUCGUGACGGUGACGCCCCCGCCCGUGACGCAGACGGUCAUGAUCAUGAUCCCGACGACAGUCACGGUCACGGCGACCCCGAGAGCACCGCCGGGAAACGCCCCUGUUCCUGCUCCUCCUCCUCCCCCUUCUGUUACGCCUCCGGUGUCGUCGUCGCCGCCAAAGACAUCACAGCCAUCUCCGCCUCCACCACCUCCCAAGACUACGCCUCCUCCGCCGCCACCCCCGCCUCCAGUGAUGCCGCCGCCGCCUCCUCCCGUGAGCGGCAUAACGACGCCCCUCAUGGGAUCGGGCCCGAUACCAGUGCCUCCCCCGGUGUCGGCCACUUCCAUGUCUUCAGCAUCGGCAUCGGCAUCAAGCGCACCCAAAGGCGCGGCCGGCACGCCUACUGCCGUCGUGUUGUUGGGUGUUUUCGGUGGUGUCGCUGGCGUGUCGUUACUGGCAAUGGGGGCGUUUAUCUACGGCCUGAUGAGAAAGAGGAGAAACAAAGCGUCGACAGAAAGGGACAGCGUUCAGAGCAUGCAGAUCGGGAGGCCAAUGCCGAACUAG
Molecule: messenger RNA, 840 nt
Organism: Colletotrichum higginsianum IMI 349063
Lineage: Eukaryota; Fungi; Ascomycota; Sordariomycetes; Glomerellales; Glomerellaceae
Exons: 3
Coding region: 1-840 (279 amino acids)
Source: RefSeq, a predicted model, not a curated record